GCCGGCGUCCGUCAGAGCGGCGUCGUGACGCGAACGGUCGCGUCCGUCCGUUAGUCCAGCCGCGUUACACGAACCGGUACAUUCGUUCGUCGUUCGUUCGUCGUUCGUUCGCUAUAGUCCGCCCGCUGUACGUUCACCCUGGUGUUUACAUUGCCGAGACGAUACCCCAGCGCGACGUCCUCUGGAGCGCGAGCCCGAGGGACGACGCGGGAAACGAGCGCCCCGACGGCGUAACAGAUCCCUGUUUUUCGUCAACUUGCAGUAAGAGCAGUCCACAGUAUCCAGCAACGUAAAGGCGCCGAGCAAUCGCGGACCCAUCGAUUUAGCUGUGCCCUCGAGAUGCGGUGAUGGCUCUGCUCUACAGAUUCGCGCAGCUGCCUGACAGCAGUGGCACGCGGGUCUUCUCUUUCGUCGUCACCAGGAGCGUGGUACGCGAUCCCGAAAGAGACGUCACUAGCAAGGAACUCGUCUGCGGCUUCCAACGAUGGUCCGUCGCGUUCUCGCGUGGAAACAAGGUUCUGGGCGCGUACCUGGUAUGGCGAGGUGCAUCGAGAAAUCUGCGGGUCUAUGUGGACUUCACGUUCACCUUGCUCAACAGAGAGCACUUUUCGAUGAACGAGGGCUUCUCGGGUAAGCGUGUCAAGUUCACCUACGAGGCCCCAGCCCAAGGCAACCGAAACUACAUCCCCGUAUCGGAUCUGUACAACCGCAACUUCGCAGACACGAACGGCGAGUUCCAGCUGGAACUGACGAUGUCGAACGUGAGAACCGUCUACAUGACAGACCUUAAGAUGCCCAGCAGCACGUUUCCCACUGGACAAUCGAAGCCCAAUAAGCUGGAGACCGAUUGCUUCGCUUUCGGGGGGUUCGAUUGGAACCUGGUCAUUUAUCCCCAUGGGAACAAGGAGCCUGAGGGUUACCGCGGCCACGACAGCGGCGUGAGCGUCUAUCUGAUGAGACUGAGGGGCUUCGACCACCGCUGCAGAGUCCGGUACAGCGUCACCCUUGGCGAGGGUGAUCGUAGGAUCGACUCUGGCCAGAUAGAGGAUCUUUCAGACGAGGAAGGACGCGGUUUCGGCUGGCAUCCCCGCGUCAGGUGGUCGGAAGUCUCGCACAAAGGAGCUGUGCGAGUGUCGCUAGAGAUGGUCGAGGCUAGGACCAUCUGCGAGGUGGCGGUUCAAGCACGAGGACCUGCCGUGCUCCCUGCCAUUCCUUGCUACGAUCGGGACAAGCAGGCCUGGACCAUUCGCGCCGAUCUGCACUCGGACACCGUCAGGCUGCACUUGGUGUACAAGGAUAUCCACAACGUUCCUCGGAAUCACUUGAGGUACGUGAGCUGGUCGGCCUACCUGCUCAGGGAGGAGGAGCCCAGCACCGUGGCGACCAGCCUCCCAGGAGCCCCGUUCAGUCGUUACUACGCUCAAGAGUCUACGGACGAAGGAAUCAUCAUGGAAACAAACCUGGACACGAACGAGGUGAAGGAAAACCACUGUCCCUACCUCACGGACAAGGGUCAGCUGAGGAUUCGCCUAGAGUGGAACGAGAGCCACCUACUGUUCCAGGCGACCUACCACAAGUACGACGACGUCUGUCGCAUACACAAUCAGCAAAUGAGACGCGAGAUAGCCUCGCUCCAGGGGGAGAAUUACAGUCUAGAGAGGCAGUUGUUCAGCUACCAGAAGAGCCUGGCGUACGCUGAAGCGCAACAGCAACAGCAACAGCAGAACCAACAGCAUCACGGUGGCCAUCAGGCGCAUCUCGAGAGAUCCGCGUCCACGGACACCGAAUACGCCUGACAAGUGGAACAAAUGAACGAGCUGCCAGCCGCCGGUUGCAGACGACAAUUGCCGAUCGUGCAAGAGAACGAUCGUCGCGUCCACCAGAAUCUGGUCAGGAUGAUGGACCGACGGCUGAGCAACGUCCAGCUCCAGCAACACCUCUACGAGGAGGCGCAACAGUGCCAGCAAAGGUACAGCGACGGUUCCCCGCGGCAGAGCGUCGAUCAGAACCAGGAGCACCGACGCAGCAUCUUCCAGCAACCGAAGUCGGCCCGGUCCAGCGUGGGCAGAUCGGACAGCGCCUCGGAACGUGGAAACGACCAUUACGCCGGCUAUUAUUUGGGGUACGUCGGUCAGGCAGCGCACAAAAGACGUAGGACCACUUUCUGGGAGACCCUGACGGGUCUCGUGUGCUCAUUGGGCGCUUUGGCUUCCAGGGCUGCCAAGAUGGCCACCAGACGGGGAGAGCCUCUUUGAAGGAGCGCGCUCGCGGACCAGUGGACUGGUACGAUACGGGAUUCGAACUGGGUACCCGGAUAACAGUGACGUAUUUGUGAUGUGGAGAGUUUAGAAUGUUGGACGGUUACGGUGGAGAAGAAACGUCGACGGAGAAGCAACGCGCGACUCGUUUGUGUUCUCGUGGACCGGAGACUCGACGAUGACGUUUGUCGUCGACGUACGCCGUGCACGUCGAGGAUAACCAAGGUCGAAAGUGCCAGCACGCGGCUACGUUGACGGUAGAGCAUUGAGAGCGAGGAUUGGGACGCGGACUCGUCCGUGAAUUCUAUCGAAGAGAAGAUGCGCAAAAGGGUUUCUUUCCUUCCGCGCUGUACAAGCUCGUAAUUGGCGACCGGAUGGACAACGGGACAGCAAGACGACGCGAGACGAGGACGAUGGAUCGCUCAGUCUGGGAAGGUUUCGCGGGGAUGGUCGAUUGAUCACAUUCGUCCAUGCUACUUUUUUUCUUUUGCUGAUGGAGUCCGAUAAACAGAGACCAAGGACGGAUACGUAUCUCGUCCGGUAGAGGGCACUCGACGAUGAAACAGCUCCGAAGGAUGAAGCUUCGAAUGGAACGGCCCGUCCGGGGCUGUUCGUUCUCGAGUACCACGGACGGAGAAACCAACAAGGCUUCGACGUUUAAUAAUAAUCGACUCGGGAACCGGUCGAACCUGCAACACACGAAACAUACAGACACACAGACACACGGAUACACGGUAGGAACCAAGAGGGAAUCGACGGGGGAAAUAUACUCGUAUGGCCCCGUCCCGUCCGUCGAUUAGAUUCUACACACGAUUCUAUCUACUUGUCAAUUUACUAAAAAAAAAAAAGAAAAAAAAAAGAAAAUGGAUGAAAAACAAACAAACAAAACCUAUUUUCCUCUAAAGACUUUUUUCACCUAUCGUCUGCGACUUCUUUGAUAAUAAAGGAUCCGUGCGGCGUAGUCGCCACCAACUCGUAACAACGUAAUAAUCGUAGCACGUACACACCUUAAAACGAAUAUACAAAAAGAAACUACAAAAAAAAAAAAGAUUAUAAUAAUUAAAAAAGAAAAAAGAAAAAAAACAGAGUUUAGAGUGCAGUCGAUGUUACAUAAACGAAAGUAGGGGAACCGAGGCCGUUGUAUGCGCGCAAGCGUGGAUGUCCGGCACGACCAUUGCCUUCCAAGAUGGAAGCCAACAGACCAGGGUAAACAUAAUGCGAACGAUGCUGUCGUUCGAUUCGUUUCGCGCACGGGGUAUUCGUUAAUUUUGUUCGAUAAUUUCUAUUCUAUUAUAUAUAUAUAUUAUAAUUCCAGCAAAGAGAUUUAUGUAUUCCGGAUAGCUUAGAAAAUAUCGUUGAAGUGAAAAGCUCGCAGUGAUGGGCGAAACCCUAGGCUUCGAAUAAAUCUGAAGUUUGCCGAUAUGUUUGCUUCGUUUCCUUCUUUGGAAAAUAUUCAAGAGAGGAAACAAGACAAACAUAUCGGCGAACUUCAGAUUUAUUCGAAGCUUAGGGUUUUACCCAUCACUGAAAGCUCGUUAUAAAGAUAUUCGUGAAUCUUUUAUUUCCUUAUCAAACGUGUACGUAUCAUCUACACUUUUGAUGAAUUUAUAUGUUAAAAUUGAACCUUCCUGUAUGUUUACUUUCUUUUUAUUAAAAAGUAUUCUAUUACCUUCGAGAAAUAAUUAACGAAAAUCCCGGUGCGGAGCGAAGAGGCACGAACGACGUACCGCGUAUAACGCCUAGAUCGAAGAUGCAUCCAAUUUAUCGCUCGCCGAAAGUACACACUUAUUUUCCUAGAACUCCUUGGUCGCGUUCUAUACCGUGCAACAGCAGGGAUGGGCAAAAUUCUUAUCUAAAUAUAAAUUUCGAACAACGAAUACGAAAUGAACGGUUGAAUAAAGAUUAGAGAAUGGGAAGAAAAUUUAAAAAAUGAAAAAAUACUUUGCAAUGAAGAGAAUUUAACCGUUUCGUUUGUUGUCUUUUAUUCCGAAUAAAAUGUUGCCCAUCUCUCUGCGACUGUACGUGCUGGGUCGCGAACGAUAUUGCGCUCGAACCUUGGGGUCGCACGUUUGUCAUCUAAUUUCCUGCUCGUCCCGUCCCGUCGAGCAUUCCAGGAUCGACGUUUCGAUGUUAACUUUAGCGUCGCUAUCCGAUUACGAAACGGACAGUCCGUCGAUAUUCCUUUUUUCUCUCCAAUUCGCUCGUCCGACGGAAGCACACCAAUUAACACUUCAUUUCGUCGAAACGAAACAGGCAAACGAUAUAAACUGAGGGUUCCUGAACUCUACGAGCGCUUUCCUCGCCAUUUUCCGAUCCACGGAACUCUUCGACCCUGAAAAUUCAUAAUAAAAAUUUGUUCUAUAGAAUAAAAGGCUGUGCAGUGGAUAUUAUUCGUUGCCCAAUAUUCGUAUAAAUGUCUUUGUAAAAUUGUUACGCUAUUAGGAACCUUUCUAACCUUUAUGAGUUUUUAAAAGCACCCUAUUUGCCCAAUAUUCGUGUAAAUGUUUACCUUUGUAAGAUUUUUACGCUAUUAGGUAUCUUUCUAACCUUUAUGAGUUUUUAAAAGCACCCUAUUUGCCCAAUAUUCGUGUAAAUGUUUACCUUUGUAAGAUUUUUACGCCAUUAGGUAUCUUUUUAACCUUCACGAGUUUCUAAAAGCACCCCUAUUUCCCAUAAAUCUUUUAUCAACAAAAUAAUAAGCUACACAAAACCUCAAUUACUUCAAGAUGCCCUGGGAAUCCCUUGAGCUCCCCCCCCUCCCCCUCCCCCUCCCCUCCCCCCGCGCCAUUACUUCCCCUAAUAUUUAAUAUCAUCUAACUCCUAGCUCCCCUGUUGUUCCUAAUCUCUACGAAACUUGUUCUCUUGAAAUCUUCUUCGCCCCAAUCCUUCUUUCAGCAAACUGGUAAGUACCAUCUACUACUAAGCAGAAGAUACGCUACCCUUUCCGCCUUUUCCCAAAGAACUUCCCCGCCGUAAAGUUCAGGAAGCGCUGGUUCACGCCUUGUGUGCCAUCUCCCGUCUACCUGAAAACAAAAACUUCCUGCAGUCUCAUCAUCCUAAGUGACACGUACGCUCGAUCCAAUAUCUAUCGGCACCGUGGGUCACAUUCGAGCCCAUCGCUGCGUCCGGAUGUGCGUCAGCCAGAGAUGGGAAAAACUCUUGUUUACGUGAAACAACUCGAAUAACGAAUAAAACAAUAAACUUAUAAAUUAUCGUUUGUACAGUAAAAAUUAGAGUGCGAAUUAUAAAAUCUAUUUACGUUUCAGGUUCGAGUUUCUAAAAGUCUCGCCCAUCUCUGUCGUCCGGACACGACGCCAUUGGUGUUUCUUCUCUCCUCGCGUAUGUACGUUUAUUCAUCGCUAAAGCCUAUCGAAUAACGAAUGAGAAUCUGAUUCGAAUAUUCGUUCGAGAUAAAAUUUGCCCAACUCCGGCUGCGAGUGACACAGCACACCGAAACACGUGCCCGCGAGCGAUACGUGCACGUCAGGGCACCACGUCCGUCUCAUCGUUAGCUAACGAUCGAUAAGGCGCCGUCAGUCCACAUCGCGUACACGUUUAACAGACCACUAUGAAUCGUCGUGUGCAGCGCACGUGUGCCCGCAGGUAAUUCGGGCGCACCUGUGUACACGAAACCCGUCAGGUCUCGCAACAGACAGUUAAAAGCACGGACGCAAAGCCAGCGUCCACGAAGGGAAGUGUCUCGAAUAUCUCCCUUUCGUCAAUUAUUCCAUCAGCCACGAUGCUUGGAACGUAUUCCGAUUUCGUUCGACGAACUUUGCUUACUUAUCUGAUUAAUUUAGUACGACAGAUCGCUGUUUGUUUAAACUGUACUAGCCUCCGUGCUUUUAACUCGUUGGCUUGUCACGAUACGUCGCAUGAAAGUUGUAUCCCUCCUCUGUAAUAGCGGAAUCUGUAUACUUUGUAUAUAACUGUACUAAACUGUACUAAAUUGUUGAAGAUUUAUGAAAGAUGAUUACGAGAGUUGUGCCUAUAUACGUGCAAAGCAGAGAAGGAUUUUAUGAGAAUCGCGGGAUCGAGCUCCCUUUCGAGACUCCAGCAAUCGCGGCCAUUUUGUCCACGCUUCGAUCCUCUAGCUAACUCGCGACUAUAUACUUCGUCGUUUAUAAUUACAUUGAGGAAAAACGAAGUUUUCCGAGACUCGUUACGCAACGAAGUAUGUCUGAGUCACCUAAAUUAUUGAACAACUGUUCAAUGUGUACGGUGAUGUCACCUUUAAACGUUAUUUUUUAGACAUUUCGUAAAACAAAAAAAUUAUCUCCACCUCACGGUGGCUCUAACAGAGUUAACAAACGAGAAAAUUUCGUAACGAACCUCGUUAUUCGAAAUAGAAUUUGCCCAACUCUGUAAUUUGCAAUAUCUUUUAAACUUCGACAAUCGCAACAAUUUGUAUGCGUCUACCGGCAGCUGUCGCGAUAGCCGCUAUCUUCUUCGAUUCUAAUUUUUCUUGUGACUUCGUCCACGACUUCAAACUUAACGUUAAAGUUCCGCGCUUGUCAGGCAAAAUUCGUUAGCGACGGUGAAAUUCUAAUUGCGACAAAGGGAAUUAUAAUCCAGCACGUUCUCGCUAACGAUAUUCUAAACGUGGUUCAGUGGGUCAAAUUUGGGGUAAGCCUUGCCCCGAUAAGUGGUACGUGAGCAAACAUAACCUGUACAGCGCGAUAAAAAUGACAAAUAGCGGCUCUUCUAGAAUUACCUGCGAAGAGUCUCCGUUUCUGGGGAAAUUCUCGUUUCGAGUCAGCGAGGAUUUAUUCGGUUAUACGCGGUACCAUAGAAGACUCGCGCGAGAUCUUAUUUCCAUUUUAAUAUGGCGGCCUACCGCGCUUACAUCGCCACCGCGAUUACGUUUCUCCAUUUCCGGUGGAAUUUCCACUCCCUGUUGAGCAGGAUUGGACCGCGAUUAGCUAUUUUAUUUUGUUUGUGGUCACUGCGACUAUAAGAUUCCUCGAGUGGGGAAUCCCAAUAUUCGAAAGAGACCUCGAUCGCUCGAUUCCUGACGAUUGUUCCUACGCCUAUGGAGGCCAGGGAAUCCUUGGUAUUUACGCGUUUCCGUAAUGUAAGGUCACCUUGCCAGUAGUUGAUCACCGGUCGCGUUUUUUAGAAAUUCUCGUCGAAGGUCUAAUGUCACGUGUUAAUAGUCGAACGGAAGAAUUUCAAAGCUUCAAGAUUAGCUCGUCUACUAUAAACUUUUUCGAUUAAUAAAGUUCGGUGGUCAAACAUUGGUAUCGAAUAUCGUUCAUCCGCGAAGUAUACCUCCUAUGUCUGUGUAGUACCUCUAUGUCGCGACGAUAGCGGGGUACGGUACGUUCAAUGGAGCGAUAAAGCUGGAUGUAAACUAAGCUUGUCACGUGACUAACAUUGUAACGAAAGAUCACCUUGCCAGUAGUCGAUAACCGUUUGCUGAUCGUUUUCUAGAGGAGAAAUACACCUACAAGAGAUACUUCUACUCUAAACUAAUCACAAUUUCCAAGAAACAGUCCUGUACUCGUGCCUCGUGCAUCGAUAAUCGACAGUCUCGAUUUUCGAGGGUUACGCGGGGCACCAUCGUACAGCUGAAGGGCCCCACAAGCCGUCCUGAUGGUUCUUACCAUUGAAUAUAAUUUACUCCGUCAACUACUGGCUAGAUGAUCCUAACAACGCGGAGGAAACGAUAAAAUAAAGCAAGGGAGGAAGUGGUCUCUCUCGUAGCGAACGCACUUCCCGCGGUGUCCUCGAAUAAAAAUUUCUUAUCUUAUAUGCGGUCACGUAUACAGGACCAUCGUCGACGUCGAUGCGUCAUCGAAGACUAGUCGAGCCUACGCCUAUGGCCUGGGCUGACCCAUCGACUUGGCUCUAAUGAAAUAGUUAGGAAUCGUUCGAGCGAUUCCUGGAACCGAGUCGACGGAUAUUAUCGACGACGUGAACCGAUCGUAUCUAAUGUCAUUGUAUCGUUGUGUAAUUUGUCAGAUUUUAUCGAACGAAGCGUACUGUAAAGAGCGUCCCGUGUUGAAGCUCGACUUUCUCACACGUACACACAUACACAGGCACAAAACCCUGAAUUUCGAGAGACCAACGGAAAUUGUCGCCCAGGAAUCUCACCCUGUUCCCUAUCAGUCUAUAUUCUCCUGUUUCACGGUUUUCGAUCUAGAAUUUUCUAAUCGAAACGCUCGCGACAGGCGUGACAGCAGCUCUGACAAUCGCACCUAAUCCGAUCGGGGUGAACACCUUAACGUCUGUCAGCGCGAUACCCCGCGAUUCUACUUCCGGUAGGAUAACGAUGUCGAAGGGAGAAACUGCUGCUUCGUCGGACAUCGCGCAGCACCUGGAAGGUUACGGUCGUAUCGAUAACAGGGAUCUUAAAUAGCGGGAAACGCAAGUUCGGGUGCUGCAGGAUCUUUGAAACACGAAAUUCCAAAACAUCCAGAAAUAGUUGGAAAUCCUCAGGCACCCACGAUAUUCGAUACUAGGAUGUCCAGCGUAUCUGGAACGUCGCGGAUAUCUAGAACACCUAACAUCUAUCUCCAUUGCAAUCAAUAUUUCGGUUAGUAUCGAGGUCCUGGAAUAUACUGUCCCUUACAAUGACCAAAGUAACUUCAAGCAUCGAGCGCGCACCAUGUUUUAGGAAGUUUGGAGUAUUCGAUACUUGGUGGCACUCGAGAUACCCAAUAACCCGAAUUUCCAAGUAUAAUUGAACAUCCAAGGGGCAUGAAAGUUAAGAGGGAAACGAGAGCCGCGCGCGAGAGACCGCAAUAAAUUCAUAAACCACUCGACGAUGUUAUCUUCCACGUGUUGUCGGUGUUAACGAGGUCGCAGAUUCAAGACUUCGUGCCCGUGAUUCGGUUCGGCACUUCAGUCAAUUAAAUUCACUCUCACGAGGGCCGAGCGCGGGCAUCGUCGCGUCGUCGAGGAACGCGAGAACACGAAGUACGGUCAGAAUUCACCAGACGGAUCGACAAGUCAGUCGGGUCAAGGAGCCCCGUUUCCUCGGAUCUCCGUCCUCGUCUGUAAUUCCGUUUUUCGUCAAACGCCACUUAUCUACCCGUCUGCGUACCUAGUCUCUUAUCUCGUAUUAUCUAUAUAUUCCUGCUGUCUCACGAUCGAGCUUUGCUUACUGUUGGCCAACGAGAAAUGUUCCGCGAUCUCAUCCUCUUACGUCAGUCUAUCAUGGCAUCAAUUGACCUCGGAGAACCUUGAUUACUCAUACGAGCGUUAGACGGGAGAGUUUACAAUCGAUGUAAAUAUUCUAACGAUGUACUUUUCUUUCUACUUCAAACGUAUUGAAUUAUCCAUCGUGGAUCGAUGUCGCGCGAACUUUUCGAGAUGAAAGUCUCGGCCACCAUAAAAUACCCAUCAGCCGGGACGAUCUGAUUAUCUCCAGAGAUAAAGACGUUUCAGCUUCUCGCGACGAAGCACUCGAGUGGACAGCCUUGUCUAGAGAUCGUCAAUCCAGGCUUUAUUCGUGAUUUGAUCUAAAAAUAAGUACGAGAACCUAUCGAUUUCGAAUUUUGUACGCGUAUCUACUCAUACUUCGAGUAUUUUUACACGUGUUUUCAAGCUUUAAUAAUCGUUCGAUGUCAGGUUAUAUUCUAUUGCGUCGAAGAACAUAGAGAACAAGUCGUUAUGAAGUUAAGUACUCGCAACCUUGCGGGUAGUUUUCACCCUUUAAAUCUGUCUGUACAAAAAUACGUGGUGUCUAAUAUUUUUCGAUCGUACCGUGUUCCUCGUUAGUAAUAUAUUCAUUCUAUUCGAACAUAUUCUCAAAGCUAAUUCUUCAUACAAGAAAAAACUACUUGUUUCAAAAUUCUAAACCAGGCUACCUCUUUAAAAUCGACCCGAACGAGAACACUUUGCUUUCGUGUACAAGUUUCUAAGUAUCGGGUCGCUGGCCUCCAACCGAGUCCCGAUUCUUCAAACCAGGCCCGAUAUUGCGAUCCCCCACUCCCAGCAUCGCAUAAUUAAUUUUUGUCCAUCGAUAUUCCGCGUCUGUAACUCUUUCCAAGAGGGCGGACGUUAAUAUCGUGCCCAGCUCCAGGUUAUCGGUUUUUCCUAAAAACGAGACGUGAAAUAUGGAGGGCAUAGCUGCCUUCAUACAUUCAUCGCCGUAGGAACCCUGCAGAACUCGUAUCAUAAAGUGGACGGAAGAUCGUUUGGGACCGAAACAAACGCUCUCUGACCUAUUUCAUUGCGACAGAACGCUGUAAUGUAACUGCUCGGCACGAAUUUUAAGCCGACGACUGACUUGCAACAGAAUACUGUAAUGUAACUGCUCGGUACGAAUUUUACGGUUCGACACCAACGUUACAUUACAAGGUCGUUUUUGGAAUCACGAAUGCUCGCUUCGAACUCUCGGUUGAAUUCUCUCGCAAUGCUUCCUACUCAGUUCAGUGAAAAGUAGACGAUCAAAGAGGUUCGUCAAAAAACCGACAGACCAGUGGACCACGGUCGAGAGCGAACCGAGCGCAGGAGGCCGUCCAGACUAAGCGACUGCUCGCGUUACAUUAUAAUGUUCUGUUGCAAGUCAGUCGCCGGCUUAACGCGAGCAUUUGCUUAGUCUUGACGGGCUAGCGAACAUUUGCUAGCGAGCAACUAAACGAGCCGGUCUUGAGUUCGGUUCGCGCUAGUAGGAAGCAUUGAGAGAUAAUUCAGCCGAGAGUUCGAAGCGAGAAUACGUGAUUCCAAAAACGACCUUGUAAUGUAACGCUGGUGCCGAACCGUACAAAUCGUGCCAAGCAGUUACAUUACAGCAUUCUGUUGCAAGUCAGUCGCCGGUUUAACAAUAAGCGAAUGUUCUCGUUACAUUACAAUGUUCUGUUGCAAGUCAGUCGCCGGCUUUACAUAAUCCCUACGAUAUAUCUAGAUCGAUGUUCAUUUUCGCUAACAAAGGUUCAACUAUAUCCCGCGCUUUCCUACCGAAAAAAAAAAAACUUGUAUUUCUGUUGAGAAACGUUCCGUAACCCGACACAUGACGAACGAUGAUAAACGAUCGCGAACAAUUCCCGAUCGAAACAUAGAGAUCGAUCCAUCAUUUGCGUCGAACAUUUCCAUCGUGACGAACCGAGACGGUUCACACGGGGAAACGAACGUGCGCGCUGACAGACGGUGAAACACCAUGAAACAAUAAAGAUUCGCUAGUCAUUUACGCGGCGAUGGCCGCUCCUCGAUAGUUUACGAAACGAUCGCCUGCGACGCGAUUUACUACUCGAAACAAUUUUUCUCGGAGUAAUUUUUUCAUGUAUAUUUUCCGUGUCCCUUUCCUUGGGGGAGGCGUCACGUUUUUUCUUAUCGCCGCGACUUCCUCUUCCGUGAUGCGCGCCAUCAGGGUCGCUGUUUCGCGCCAUUUUAUCAUCCUCCCUGUAAAAUAAAAAGAAAAAUAUUAACACCGACGCAAUGGCGUAACAACAAAUCAUUCCAAGGCUCGCUUGUUAAAAUUUAUAAUACUUGAUUUCGUGUAUUAACGAACAACAAGAAAGGUAUUUCUAAGUUUUAGUAAAAAAAAAAAUAA
Molecule: messenger RNA, 11757 nt
Organism: Hylaeus volcanicus
Lineage: Eukaryota; Metazoa; Arthropoda; Insecta; Hymenoptera; Colletidae
Exons: 5
Coding region: 348-1796 (482 amino acids)
Molecular function (GO): protein binding
Source: RefSeq, a predicted model, not a curated record